AUUUCAUUUUGUCUAUGAUUUUAUAUGAAUAAAAACAUGUAAUUGUACAAAGAUUUAGGUUUAAUUUAGUAAUAAAACAUGAUUGUUACGACAGAAGUAUCAAAUGACGAUAUGCAUUAUGACACAAUGAGUUUUUACAUCGGUCUAGGACUAGCGAUUAGUUCUAGCGGAUUUAUAGGUGCCAGUUUUAUCAUUAAGAAAAUAGCUUUAAUUCGACUUCAGAGAUAUGGUGGAACUCGUGCGUCUUCUGGAGGGUUUGGUUAUUUAAAAGAAUGGAUAUGGUGGGCUGGUCUAUUAUCUAUGGGAAUAGGAGAAGUGGCAAAUUUUAUCGCAUAUGCCUUUGCGCCUGCAUCGCUUGUAACACCAUUGGGUGCAUUGAGUGUUUUAGUAUCGGCAGUAUUAGCUUCCAAAUAUCUUAAUGAAAAAUUAAAUCUAUUGGGAAAGAUGGGUUGUUUAUUAUGUGUCUUAGGUUCCACUAUAAUAGUAUUACAUUCUCCUAAAGAGGAAGAAGUUAGUAGCUUAAGUGAUUUAAUUAUCAAGAUAAAACAACCAGGUUUUAUAUCUUACAUUCUAAUUGUCAUAAUCUGUACCUUGUUAAUUAUAUUUUAUUUUGGUCCAGCGUAUGGCAAACAAAAUGUUUCAGUGUAUAUUUGUUUAUGCUCCUCUGUGGGUUCUUUAACUGUUAUGAGUUGUAAAGGCCUAGGCUUAGCUUUAAGAGAGACCAUAUCUGGUAAAGAGAACGCAUUUGUCAUUUGGCUGACAUGGGUCUUCAUAUUUAGCAUUAUUCUUUGCAUCAUAGUACAGAUGAAUUAUCUAAACAAAUCGCUUGAUUUGUUUGACACAUCUAUUGUGACACCAAUUUAUUAUGUUCUCUUUACAACAUUGGUGAUAAUUGCAUCCGCGAUUCUAUUCAGAGAAUGGGAGAAAAUGAGUGUGGAGAAUAUUUUGGGUGCCUGCUGUGGUUUUCUCAUAGUUAUAAUUGCUAUAUUCUUAUUGAACGCGUUUAAAGAAAUAGAUAUAUCUUAUGGUAAUAUUAAGCACAUAUUGAAACCCAAAAGGGAAAUACUUAUGAAUUAUCAUUCAAAAUGGGAGGAUCAAGAAAGAGUAACGAGUAGAUUAGAAUCUCAACAUUUGUUGAGUCAUAAUUACGCCAAUUCAGAUCUCACUAGAACUGUCUGAAAUUAUUUUUAAAGUAUAAAUAGCACAACAAAUUGUGUUAAAUUGAUA
Molecule: messenger RNA, 1227 nt
Organism: Camponotus floridanus (Florida carpenter ant)
Lineage: Eukaryota; Metazoa; Arthropoda; Insecta; Hymenoptera; Formicidae
Gene: spict
Product: magnesium transporter NIPA2
Exons: 4
Coding region: 79-1179 (366 amino acids)
Biological process (GO): magnesium ion transport
Cellular component (GO): membrane
Molecular function (GO): magnesium ion transmembrane transporter activity
Source: RefSeq, a predicted model, not a curated record